Messenger RNA from Drosophila guanche, 1049 nucleotides. RefSeq lists its product as uncharacterized. The coding region runs from base 37 to 939 and encodes 300 amino acids. The transcript is spliced from 3 exons. The record is from RefSeq and is a predicted model, not a curated record. NCBI's taxonomy places the organism in Eukaryota, Metazoa, Arthropoda, Insecta, Diptera, Drosophilidae.
AAUCUCCAAAACGUGGAGACGAAUAGAUUCAGUACAAUGAAUCGGCUGCAUCAGCAAGUCAGUUCUUGUGUGGGACUGGAGGUGCUCCAAGAUGUGGAAAAAUCGCAGUUGGUUCAUUAUCGGUCGCGUGGUGUUUACCCAAAUCUGGGAAACUCCAAGUUGACUGCCAGCAAGAUCUCAGAGAUGGCCACAGACGUGAUUAGCUCACAGCUAGCUCUGGAUGAGCCCCUUGACAGUGCUCCACACGCGAACAACUUCAAGUUGGAUCCGGAGAUUCUCCCAGAGUUGGAAAAACCAAAAGUGUGGUACGAUGAAAGCCCAGAGAUUCCCCCAGACUGUGACAACUCCAAUGUGGCUCGCUAUGAGGUCGGUGAGAUUUGUCAAUACAAGAAUAAUUCACAGGCUGGUACCGAUGGGGAAUUCAAGAUUUGCACCUACGAGGCCAGCCCACAGUCGCUGGAGCUUGGACCAUUGCACGACGACGACGAUGACUCUCAGUCGGGUGUGCAGAUAAUAGAGAUAUUUGAGACUCCCCGGGGAGUACCGAAGGUGACACGCGAGAGGGCUGAGAUCACUAUGAUUAAGAAGCGUUUCCAGGCCAAAGAGAAAGCCUAUAGGGAGCUGGUGGCACGUCAUCAUGAGCUCUACGCGAUCUACAAAGAAAAGCGACGUACCGUGGCCGAAGGCCUGGCUGAGAUAACCAAAGAAAUGGAAGUGUUGGGCUAUUGGGCUGAUGAUGCUACAGCAGAGGGGUCAGAGGAGGACCCAGAAGAGUGCGCAGUGUACGACCCAGAGGGCGGCAUAGAGUGCGAACAAGGGUACGCCUUAGAGGAGGGUCCAGAGAAGGGCCCAGAGCAAGGCGCGGAUGGCCACGAGGUGGCUUUGGUCAAGGUAGAUUCGGAGCCGAAAUCAUCCGAUGCUGUCUGUGCCAUUUGUUGAGCCAAGAGCUCAGACUUCACCUCUCCCAAGGUGUUUAUUUAUUUAUUUAUUUGUUACGUUUAAACUGAUGAUUGAUUCACACAUAACACAAACAUAAGAAACUUGCGCUG